Messenger RNA from Manis pentadactyla (Chinese pangolin), 357 nucleotides. RefSeq names its product keratin-associated protein 21-1-like. The transcript is spliced from 2 exons. The record is from RefSeq and is a predicted model, not a curated record. Bases 1 to 357 code for a protein of 118 amino acids. NCBI's taxonomy places the organism in Eukaryota, Metazoa, Chordata, Mammalia, Pholidota, Manidae.
AUGUGCUCCAACUACUGUGGCAGCCUCUGUGGCUCUGGCUGGGGAUACGGCUCUGGCUGGGAAUGUGGCUACGGCCCCUCCUGUGGCUGGGGCUAUGGCUCCCGUUAUGGCUGCGGAUACAGCCCCUACUUCGGCAGUGGCUACGGCUGCUGGCCAUCUUGCUAUAGAAGUUUUUAUUCUUCUUGCUGCCUCUGUGGCUCUGGCUGGGGAUACGGCUCUGGCUGGGGAUGUGGCUACGGCCCCUCCUGUGGCUGGGGCUCUGGCUCCCGUUAUGGCUGCGGAUACAGCCCCUACUUCGGCAGUGGCUACGGCUGCUGGCCAUCUUGCUAUAGAAGUUGUUAUUCUUCUUGCUGGUAG